Messenger RNA from Symbiodinium sp. CCMP2592, 876 nucleotides. The record is from the annotation of a GenBank genome assembly. NCBI's taxonomy places the organism in Eukaryota, Dinophyceae, Suessiales, Symbiodiniaceae.
AUGGGUGUGACAGUGAUGGCACUGCCAGGCUGUGCAGCAGACAACCUGCUGCUUUGCAGUGCCGGCAAGGGUAGUUACAUCCAUCUGCCGGCUCCGGUCACUGUGAGCACCGGGCUUGCCGGCCGAUCGGGACGAGUGCCUUUGCCACUGCACGGUCUCGCGCUACGACUCGAAGGGCAGAGUUUUCCGUUCUCCCUGACCUUGGCCCCAACUGGAUCGAGGUUGGCAUUCUCCGGAUUGGGCCUUUGUGCUCUGAUGUACCACACUCCAUGGAACCCGCUUGAGUACAGCGAUGUACUUUGGGCCAGCGAGUCCCAGGAUAGUUUGAUGCUGGCCCCUUUGAUCAUGGCCGUGUCGGACCUGGCGACGGAUCCGCAGCUUCCCAUCGGACCGUUUGCGCCGGUGGCUCGUCAUGGCGAUGCUAUGCGCCAUUCCAUGGGGCUCGCCUUGCUGCAGGCUCUCCUUUUCCACGACGUGAAGAUGUGGCCAGUAUCUCUUGCCCCGCAGCUUCGCUCACGCCUUGAGUUCGCACUCCGGGCCUUGAAGGUGGUCCUCGGCCAGAAAGAGGAGGAGAAUCACAACCACUCUCCUAGGCUUCCUGGUGUCGACGAAAUCCGAGACGAAGCGCUCGCGCGAUGCCUGGAGGCGCUGCAGAAGGUGCCAGACGACGGUGAUGGAGGUGGAGGGACGCCAGUUCAGCGGAGUGUGCUCAGCGAAGCCUGCGGCGGCUUCGCAGACCGCAUCAAGCGCAUGGAGCUGUCGAUGCUCACGUGCCUCCCGUUGCAGUCGUCCCAGGCUUUUCGGCAGACGUUGGAGGAGCUGAUGCAGCUGUGGCCCCAAUUCGUCGAGGACACGGCGCCCGUGGGAACGCGAUGA